Lolium rigidum is the source of this 898-nucleotide messenger RNA. RefSeq lists its product as uncharacterized. The coding region runs from base 78 to 668 and encodes 196 amino acids. Lineage: Eukaryota; Viridiplantae; Streptophyta; Magnoliopsida; Poales; Poaceae. The record is from RefSeq and is a predicted model, not a curated record. The transcript is spliced from 4 exons.
UGCGCACAACAAGUGUGAAUGCAAAGCUACUACAGAACUUGCGUGCCCACGGAGGGACAGAGAAGUUUAUUCAGCACAUGAGAAUAAUAGACCAGGCACUGCCGCAGGUGCUGAAAGGCAUCGUUGACCAAGUGGCCAAGCUGGAGCAGCCAGGAUGUACCAAUGAAAAUUUAGCUAAUGAUGAUGGCCAGUGGGUUGAAGCAGGAAAGGUGUUUGAGAGUUUUAUAGGCCUCACUGUGCAAAUUUGUUACUGCCUGGAUGCAAGUGGUUUUGCCAAAGCACUGGUUGUUGCCAACCUAACUGUGGAUACGUUGGUCCUGAAGCUUAAGAAGAUAUUAGAAUUAUACAAGUAUCCAACUACUGAUUUUCCUAGCAUAAGGCGAGCUACACUUGAGCUUAUGACCUGGAUGGUAGGAAACAACAAGUACAGAGAGACAAUCCUGCAGUGUGGAGUGUACGAGCAACUGAAAGAAGUGGCAAAGACUCGUGGAAAACUUGAGAGCUUUCAACUGUUUCACUGUGAUGUUGGGGUUGGUAGCGACCAUACAUCAUCCAUCUCUUCUCUCGUGAGUAAUUUACGGGCACAGCUUGAGCUCUGCCCCGAUUUCCAUGAAAGAUCACGCUACUACGGGGAACAUGCACGCACCAUAACGGUUUUACUUGCUUAAGUGACACCUUUUGAUUGUGUUUGGCAUGAAGCAUCGACUUGGCAUUUGUGUACCAACCAAUGCUCACAUCAACGGUUCUGCUUUUUAUUUCACGCAAGAGUGUCUGAAUGUAUGUGUCUACCAAUGUGUACUUCUGUGCAAGUGGUUGUACUUUUGAUUGAUAGUGUUUAUUGGGCCUGAUUGUUGGUGACCAAUGUAUGCAUUUCAUUUUCUCUUUUCACACUGGUUAA